AAAACAGCUCUAGCUCUAGUUCUAGCUCGUAUAUAUAAAUACUGUAUAUAUAUAUAUAUAAGUAGUGUGACAAAAUAUCAUAUGAUCUAAUUGAGUGUGGUGUGUUUUAUAUUACUAUUAUUACUAUAUAUUUUGUUAAGAAAAGAAAAGAAACAACAUGGCUUGUACUGGAAAGCUUCAUGUUGAAGUUGAGGUGAAAUCUCAUGCAGAUAAGGUUUGGGAAUCCCUUAGGGAUUUCAUCUACAUUUACCCAAAGGCAUUUCCUCAUGAUUACAAAAGUGUUGAGGUUUUGGAAGGUGAUGGCAUUAAGCCUGGAUCUGUCAGAUUCAUUACAUAUGGAGAAGGUUCUCCACUUGUGAAAGUGUCAAAAGAAAGGAUCGAAGUAGUUGAUGUGCCAAACAAGAUAUUUUGUUACAAUGUGAUAGAAGGAGAUCUGUUAAAGUACUACAAGAGUUUCAAGGCCAAUGUUCAAGUGGUUCCUAAAGAAGAAGGAAGUGUCCUUAAAUGGAGUUGUGAGUUCGAAAAGGCUACUGAUGAGACCCCUGAUCCAGAUGCCAUCAAGGAUUUUGCUAUCAAGAACUUUAAAGAGCUCGAUGACUACAUUAUUGCCAACAACAAGGCAUAAAUUUAUGUAUACUACUACUACUUUUACUUCUACUAUGUAUACAUACAUAUAUAAAAUCUAUCAUCAUAUAUAAUUAUGCCUUGUUAUAACAAAUGGCUUAGUUAUAUAUAUCCCCCAUAUGUAUGUAUGUAUGCUUUUGAAUAAAUUUGAGUGCUAGAAAUAAUUUAAUAUA
Molecule: messenger RNA, 797 nt
Organism: Cannabis sativa
Lineage: Eukaryota; Viridiplantae; Streptophyta; Magnoliopsida; Rosales; Cannabaceae
Product: MLP-like protein 423
Exons: 2
Coding region: 158-625 (155 amino acids)
Biological process (GO): abscisic acid-activated signaling pathway; defense response
Molecular function (GO): signaling receptor activity; protein phosphatase inhibitor activity; abscisic acid binding
Source: RefSeq, a predicted model, not a curated record